This is a messenger RNA of Ornithodoros turicata, 1738 nucleotides long. RefSeq lists its product as uncharacterized. Bases 244 to 1707 code for a protein of 487 amino acids. The transcript is spliced from 12 exons. Lineage: Eukaryota; Metazoa; Arthropoda; Arachnida; Ixodida; Argasidae. The record is from RefSeq and is a predicted model, not a curated record.
GCAGUGUCUCGUUCACCCGUUCGGUUGCUCACUCCUUCCCUUGCCUUGCCUUGCCGAGCACAUCAGCUCUCACCGCCGGAUAACAUCAAUUAUGGCCGAAAGCCAAAUGAGCGCAAUGAGUGAGAUGAGCUCCAUGUCUGGCAUGUCCGGCAUGUCUGGUAUGUCUGGGACGGAAAGCAUAGGACAGGACAAAGGCGGCAAUGAGUAAGUACAGCAGCGUACUUCCCGUACCAGGUAUGUCGCAUGCUGACAAUGUUCAUUACUUCCAGGAAAGCCAAAAAAAGGGGACUGAUAGCGAUGGCGAUUUGCUGCGUUCUCCUGUUGGCAUUAACCGUCGCUGUCGUCACCGGCGCAUUUGGGUCCAGUUCAGCCAACGAAGGGGGUGAAGGGGAUGGAGAUACACAGGGCUAUGACGAAAAUUACGACAUUCCUCCUCCUAUUCCUUCAACAACUACUGCGAGCACAACGACGACCACGACAACCACGACCACCACCACAACCAAGGCUCCCCUACCAGAGAAGACCAUCACUUGUGUUGCGUAUUGGACAAACAAAGCAUUCUUUCCAUCGGAUGGCAUCUGUGACAUCCUGUUAUUUACGCAACCGUCGCCUUUUCCAUCUUCAGAAGCACUGUUUUCACAGUUUCUUACAAAUGCUCAGAGUAGUCAACGGACGAAGAACGGGGUAGACAUAGCGGCCUCCGUUGCUGCCACCGUUUACCAACAGCUGAGAUCCGCCAGUGGUAAGCAGGGGAUGAGGUCGUACUGGAUGGAUAAGGUAACGGUGUUUUCCACCCUUGACCUCGACCUGAAGACAUCCACCACGGAUGCAGAAAUCAGCAACAUCAUCAAUCUGCUGAAGGAAAUCGCUUCGCUUCAGGAAGAGUUCAAAAAGUCCAAGGAUGCGUACGCGUACAUUUUGUUCGGCGCCGCGCCGCUGUUCGAGGGGAAAAAUGACGCUACUGUUAUGAAUAUUUUGAAGACCAAGUUUCAGCGGGUGAUCAACGAGGCCAAACCCGAUUUGGUGCUCUACCGCACAGCACUGUUAAAGGAUUUAUCUGGAACAAAUUGCCGUGAAACUGGUCACACUGUGUGGGAAAACGCUCCUCUGCCCCACAUUCAGGCGUCAUUCGUCGAGUGUCUUGGAUUCAGAAACCAGAUCCGCUUGCCGCCGGCAACAAGAGAGGCCCUAGCGUUUCACAUGGGAGGUCGCUGGAGUGAAUUUAACAACAACACUUUCACAGACUCCGAGUUAGCGGCGCCGUUGGUGAUACCAAGCGGCAAAGUAUGCAAUCGGAGUAGCUCGUACUCGAGCCUCCGUUACCUCUGCUCUGAUCCCGACGACCAUGAACAGACACAUAAAAGGUUCUAUGACUACCAUUGCUAUAACGGGACACAUGACGUCAUCGACCAGAAGAGAGUGUUGCGGCUGUUGCGUGCAAAUACAUUAUGGGUGCUCGCUACUGACACAAACACCACAAUGAGAGUAAAGAUGUGCAAGGCAAAACAACAGGGCUUUCACGGUGGCUACGUCAUGUUCGGCUUGCAGUACAUUAUCCACAGUGGCGAGCUAGAAAAGAACAUCUGCAAUGACACCUACAGCGAUGGCUACAGGGAUAUUCUCCACGUCAAGGAUUAUCUGAACGACAAUUUCCGUGUGUGCCCAUCAUUGGAAAAUUGGAAGAAACUACCCGACGACUGCACGUGAAAUAAAUUCCUGUCCUGGUGAUCAUUCUUGA